AUGAGCUUGAAAAGAGAUUUCAUUUCAAGGUAAGUAAACAUUCAUUUCAAACUUGUGUAUGCCCUAGUUCCGAAGUAAAUACUCUUUUAUUAGUCUGUGAUUGCAGUGACUUUCAAAAUUUCAAAUAGCAAAUAGUAACUUAAGAUUUACCAAGAGCCGGACUUACUCUAAUCAAAGACACCUACACGCUCCUUUGCGCUUGACAUAGGAAAACCAUGUUGCGUGAGGUUAUAACCCAGUCGGUAGAGACGAAAUCAGUUAAUGUGCCGCCUUCUAAUGUGACUAAGUGAGACCUUUAGAAUGUGCAAAACCCCUCGAAGAUAUUUAAAACAUUUAAAUACAUGUUCUUAAUAUAAUAAAGAGUGACUAAGGAUCGGGGAGGUAGGUAGAACCAUGUUGCAUCGCUAAGGAACUGCUUCCGGCUUCGCAGAAAUCGUUGUGACAUUAAUUAAGCGAACACUUUCGAUUCUCUUUAAGGCUUCCAUCGCCCAAUAGUUCCACUAUCCCGUACGCAUCGUAUAUCUAUAAACAAGUCGAUGGCCCAAUAAACUGUGAUGUUUUCCUUAAAAGGUGUAUGCAACAUCUAUUUCUUAACAUACUGAAAGAGCAAAGAUGUGCAAGAAGGUCGUCUGAUCGUUCUCCUGUAAUAAAUCAUAGGCAAGGACCAAUCAAAAUGUUUGUUAAAUUCAGAAUAUCAAGUGAUAUACAAAUAUUUCAGGGUACAGAAGGAGCUAAAACAACUGCAGUCCUUACAGCCUCAUGGAAUCCAAGUAACACUUCCAUCUGACAGUCUCCAAUUAUGGGAGGCUUUAGUACCAGGACCUGAAGAUUCACUCUACAGAGGUAAAGAGAUUUCAUUAUUUGGGCUUUCCAAUAUUCUGUUUAAGAAAAGUUCUAAUUAUAUAUUUGUAUCUGUCUUUCAGGAGGGCGAUUCAAAGUUCAAGUUUAUUUACCGUAUCCUUUAGCUCACUUUUCUCUCUCUAAAAUUUUAUUUUAAUGAGGUGUUCUGGCAAGUUUGGGGAAGAAUUGCUACCACAAAGGACCUUUUUCUGACCCUCUCCCCUCAGCACCCCUCUCAGUGAAUGUCAUGCUUCAGAAGGAAUUUCAAUCUUCCUAAUUUUCUGUGUUGCCUGACGUAGCAGUCACAAGAAAAUCUGGAGUUCUUAUUCUUUCAAACUUUCUUAGCACAAUCUUUUGCAGAGCAUUUUUGAGGGUUUCUAUAAUUAAUGAUUAAGAAAUUGAUUAAAAAAUUUAAAAAAUUAAGUUAUCAAAAAAAUAAAAUCGGCUGAAUCGUACUUACAUAUGUUUUGAAAAAUUUGCAAAACUUUUAGAUAAAAAUAGUGAAAGAUGGUGAUCAAUAAAUUCACUUAUGAGGUAUUAGCACAUACAUCUAGAUUUAGGAGUGUUUCUAAUGGCUAAUCACAACUUUUUUAGAAAUGAUUGAGCAUUUUUUUAAACCAAUGUCAAGGGGACGCACGAAAAAGAGAGGUGACAGCGAUUUAUCAAAGAGUCGGUGUGUAAAAUUAACGAAGCCAUUUUAAACUAUGUUUGAGCGACUCGUUUAUUUUUACACCUAAUUGUUUAUUUUUAUUUUGUUUAUUUCUUUCAAUUGCUAUUGCAAACUCUCUGAGGCUCUUGGAACCGUAUUAUUGAAAACUGUUAUCAUUAUUAUUAUUAUUAUUACUAUUAUUGUUAUCAAUCUAUUGAUUUAUUUAUAUUAAUGCGACAUUUCAGUUAAUCCUUAACUAAUUUCUUAUCUCUCAAGUGAAAACUAUCCUCUUGAACCACCAACGGUAAUACUUUAAAAUAAAUGUUUUACAUGCUUGAGUGCGAACGACUGAUUGUCAUGGCUGCAGAGAUACCUGGUAGUUACCUGGUUAUCUCAUGAUCUUGUUCUCUUCUUGAGUUUUGAAAUUUUGAAAUUAAUUUCACUAUCAGUUGGGAAGGUUCUCUAAAUGAAACUGUAUUAUAACAUAGCAAAAAUGUCAGACACUUAGCUGGAAAUCAAAAGCCCUAAAAAAAAUUUAAAACUGAGUAAUUCAAAAGUAACAAAAAAUUGGUCUUGCUGCCAAUGUGUUUUCAUUUUGCAGCAGCUUUCAUGGCAUGUAAGCCGCUGCAAAAUGAUAACACAUCUACUCAUUUAAAUAUUGAUUAAAUUAGUUAUUGCUUUGUUCUUAAGGGUUAGGUAGAUUAGGAGCACAUCUGAUUAUAGUACAAAAGUGAAUUACCUGGUGAUCAGUACUUAGCUGGUUACUUGUAUUCUGAUUUGGUAACAUUUAUGGUCUAAAAGAGAAGGUCUAGAUACUUCAGAGGGGUGAAAGGAAAUUGGCGAGAACAAAGUAUAUGUCUUUUUUAUUUCUUAAUGCCAGGUACGUUUCCUGCCUCCCAUAUAUCACGUCAAUGUGAGUCCAUCAACUGGUCACGUGUGCCUGGGAUUCUUGACUGGGGAAAACUGGUUACCAACCCGUUGUAUUAGAGAUGUAUUAAGUGGUGUGUUCGCUCUACUUAUCAAACCUGAGCCUGAGAAUGCUGCUGACCAGACUCUGCUGAACAUGUUCAAUAACAACAAAAUGCUUUAUGAAGACAAGGCCAGAAAGAGCGCCAGAGAUGGCUAGGAUGAUCAAUUUUUUUUUUUUCAUUUUCAAGUUCUAACUGUUCUCUGCUUCUAAAAGUUUCAUAAACCCAAUAAUGUGUGGCAAUUUAGCAACUUUGACUGAGGUCGGAAAUUAAUUAACUUUAUCAGAAGUUAAAUUCUUUUUUCUUUUCAAAAUUUGUGCAAAGUGUUUUGCAUUUUCCCAUUUUCUUAUUGGAAGACCAAGAAGGACCAGGAAGAAAGUUCAGUAUUACUCAGAUUAGGAAAUUGAGCAUUUUUUCACCUUUCUGAAGUCUAUAUGUCACCAUUUCAGCUGUUCUUAAUAUUGUUCACAUACAGUGGUGGUGUUGGUUGCAAAACUGAUUUUAGAAAUUUAUAUUAUCACCUCCCCAAUCCUUUAUUUUGCCCUUAAUAAUAUGCAUGCAAAAGUUUCAGCAUUCUUGUUGGUUGAGAACACGUCAACGUAGCCCAAACAAUGCAGAAAGUUGAAAAUGAGUGCAGAAAUGGUGGACAGGUUAAGAAUAGUAACAACAUUUUAAUCUAGAACAAAAACACGCAACAAAGCGCAAACAACUGGCUAAAAGUCGGAAAGUCUUGAGCUUCCAGAAACAGCUAUGACAUGGGUAUUGAAACGUAGGAACCGGAGGCCCUGAACAAAAUUCUCUCGUAAGUCUAAGCAAAAGUUCGUACGAAAGAGGGGGAUUGAAUAACGAGCGUGAUAGCUUUCGUGUUAUUAAGCAAAUUCGAACUGAGACAGAGUGCAAACACUCAAUUAUUCGUGACAGAAGGCUUAAAAGCUUAGGGCAAAUUUUGCGGAAAAAACCGGCAACAGCAGCAAGCCAAGAGGCCGCACCAGUGAACCAUAUACACCCUUAAGAGGAAAACCAGGUUAACUGUGUGCGUACGUUUUAGUAAACAAGUCGAUAAUGAUAUGAAUUUUUCUCGUAUAGUCUGC
Molecule: messenger RNA, 3548 nt
Organism: Pocillopora meandrina
Lineage: Eukaryota; Metazoa; Cnidaria; Anthozoa; Scleractinia; Pocilloporidae
Source: the annotation of a GenBank genome assembly